Cydia amplana is the source of this 1768-nucleotide messenger RNA. RefSeq names its product zinc finger protein 275. Lineage: Eukaryota; Metazoa; Arthropoda; Insecta; Lepidoptera; Tortricidae. The transcript has 10 exons. The coding region runs from base 146 to 1768 and encodes 540 amino acids. The record is from RefSeq and is a predicted model, not a curated record. Gene Ontology annotation, molecular function: DNA-binding transcription factor activity, RNA polymerase II-specific; RNA polymerase II cis-regulatory region sequence-specific DNA binding. Gene Ontology annotation, biological process: regulation of DNA-templated transcription.
UAUUAUGUCUUUACUGCAUACCUAAAUGUGUUUCUUAUUCAAACCAUAAUUAAAAGCAAGCGUUCCUUCGUUCACCGUGAACAAUAUAAUGAAAAUUUCAUAAAAGCAUCAACAAUAAAUAACCUCUAAGUUUUUGUUAUGAAAUAUGGAAUCGCAAGUUUGUGUCCACUGCCUCAACAAGAAGGCUAUUAACUCGACGACUAAUCGCUUGGUGACGGAAAGCUGCGGGCAUGUGAAGUGUAUGGACUGUCUGUUACACGAGACGGCCGGUUGCGUUGCGUGCGCCGCUGAGAGCAGCCCCAAGGAGUCCGAGGACACUCCGGAGCCCAGCGAGGGGCCGCCGUCGGACGGCGACAAUGCCGAGCCCGAGCCGCCCCGCACGGAGUUUCCUCUCCAACAUUUCCUGCUAGGGAGGGACGAAGACGAGAAAGAGUCUCGGGCAGAAUACUGUUAUGACAAGACUGAAAAGAAGAAGCUGGAGACCUCUCACAUUAGGGUAGAAACAGAUGGGAAUCGGAGGUGUUACUUCUGUACAGCAUGCAAGAGGAAGUUCCAUGCUCGGAGUCAAGUGUCCUACCAUGCCUACUGCAAUGGACAGCAGAAGCCCUACCAGUGUCCUGAGUGCAAUAAGAGUUUCGCGUCCCACUCCCACUUCAAGUACCACAUGCGGGUGCACCGCAACGAGCGCACGUACGCGUGCGAGCUGUGCGGCGACAGCUUCUUCCAGAUGUCCAAGCUGCAGAGACACAAGCUCAAGCACACCAAGGAGAAGAAAUACCCCUGCCCGGAGUGCAGCAAGGCGUUCAACAACCUAACAGCGCUGCGCAAGCACGCGCUCACGCACUCCGACGAGCGGCCGUACGGCUGCGAGACGUGCGGCCGACGGUUCCGGGACUCCAGCAACUAUCGCAAACACGUCGCUAAACAUAACGGUACCGGGUGCGCGCGUACGUGCGUAUGCGGCGCGUGCGGCCGGAGACGUGCGCGCGCUCACGUGUGUCCGCGCUGUCCGCAGGCCUUCCACGCGCGCAAGGACAUGCGCCGCCACGCCGCCGUGCACUCAGAUUUGAAGCCGUUCCGUUGCCGCGUGUGCAGCCGCCGCUUCCGGCGCAAAGACAACCUGGAGCGUCACAUCCGCAACACCCACCCCGCCGAGCCCCGCGCCCACGCCGACUCGGCCGAGCCCGCCGACCGCGGCAAACACGCCGACGAGAAGACCAAGCUCCAAAGCCUCAAUCCACUGCCGCCCCUACCACAGGAGCUGAUACAGAAGCAUCUACACGAAGACAAGGCCAAUAAGCGGCUGCCGCCCGUCGACGCGAGCAAGUUCACCAAGCUAGCCGUCAAGGUGGAACUGCAGAUCCAGAAGCUGCCUGAAGACGAACACGCUUGUAUGCCGCCGGGCCCCUCGGAGCUGAAGGCUCCGGCGCCGGAGCCGGGCGGGGCGCAGCGCAGCGUGGCGGAGAUCCUGGCGGCCAACACCGCGCGCCAGAGCGUCAUCAUCGCCGCGCGCCGCGCCAAGCCCGAGCACAGCGAGUACGUGCACAAGAUACGGAAGGCUAACCGGCGACUGCCCGCGCUGCUGCCGCCCAUCGACGAGAGCAAGUUCGCCAAGCUGGUCGACCCCGACCUGCAGAACAACCUAGAGGUUGGCGCGCCGCCGGAAAAGUUCCGGGAGCUGUACAAGAAGAUCCUGUACGAGCGCUCCGAGAAGGAGGCGCUGGAGGAGCAGCACUGGAAGAAGAAGAAACUCAACAUCAACUGGUGA